Messenger RNA from Prorocentrum cordatum, 1515 nucleotides. NCBI's taxonomy places the organism in Eukaryota, Dinophyceae, Prorocentrales, Prorocentraceae. The record is from the annotation of a GenBank genome assembly.
AUGGCUGGGCCCCCUGCUAAGCGGGCCAAGUCUGCCGAUCACGAGCACGACAUCCAGGGGGAGUUGAAAUUGGAGUCCGUGCUCAAGUACUGGCUGUGGCACAAGCAAGCCAUGCGCGCCAGCCUGGCGGCAGCGGCGGACUUUGAGGAGGGCGGCGUUGAGCAGGACGAGCCCCGGAACACCAACCACAGCCAGGACCUGCACCCCGCGCCGACGUCGUGCGCAGGCUGCGGAAAAGCCGAGGCCCACCUGACGCCAGGGGAGGGGCCCUUCCAGCACGGCCUCUACUGCGCAGAGUGCUGGAGCGCCUGGGAGGCGGAGCAGGCUCCGCCCCAGGAGCGCCUCCCCGACCAGGCCCACGGGCACUCGCUCCAGGAGGCCCAGCCUGCGUCGCAGGCCCCAGCCGUGGGCGGCGGUGGAGGGUCCCAACCCGCCUGCGAUGCCUCGGAAGCGCAGGAGGCCUCCCCGCAGCAAAAGGCUCCGGCUCUCCCCCUCCCCCGUGGGGUGAGGGGUGUGCUCGAGACGCGCCCUCCCCUUGCACAGUGCGCGGGAUGCGGGGCCGUGGGCCUGCCAUGCACGACAGGUCAGGGCAGCUACGAGAAGUCCCCGUUUUGCGAGACCUGCUGGACCACGUGGAACGCCGCCCAGGCAGCAGCGCAGCCUCCCCCAACCCAGAUGUCCGUGCCGCAGUGGAAGGACAUCCCAGGCCCCUGCGAGCCCACAGAGCAGACAACCCGAGCUGCUGGGCUUGGCGGCACCAGUGACUCGGCAACCAUCGCCUGCAUGGGAUGCGGGCAGCCCUCGUACGCCCUCGUCGCGACCAAGGGGCCCUUGGGGCUGAGGCUUCUGUGCGGCGCCUGCGGGCAGGCCGGCCCCCGCUUCGGCCACGAGACGUCCCCCCCGCCGGUCCCGUCACCGCCAGGCAACGCCCAGGCAUGGGCUCCGCUGCAAGCAAAUGCCGCCCCGAAGCCGUGCAUGAUUCCGAGCGGGCCCGUGGCUUCGAUGGGUGCGACGCCUCCGACGCCAACGGCCUGGGAUCCGCUUUUCCCAGAAUAUGCGCGCUCGUGCCAUGGGCCAACCAGCCCCCUGACCGUGCCGCCUGCUGUCGACAAGCACCGCGUGGACAGGUGGGUCCGGAGGCUUCCCGACGGGAGCCUCCCCACAGAUCGCAUCGUACUGUACUGGGCGCUCACCUCCCCAGCGGGGGCCCCGCUGCUGACCACCGGCAAGUGGAGCUACGUGCCGAAGGAUUCCCGCCCCCCCAACGGCGUGCUGCUGCAAUUCGGGCACAAAAGGGGCUCGGUACACGUGUGGCUCCGCAAAGGUGGCCACGUCCACGUGCAGGCCAGCGUCGGGGUCGAGGACCGGAUCCUGGCCAAGCUGGAGGCCUGGACCGUGCCGUGGAACAACGGCAGCCCGCCCGCCCCGCCGCGGCCCGGCGCCGGCGGUCAGGAAGGGCUCCCGCCUCUGCCGCCUCUGCCGCCCGCCGACUGGUCGCCCCCGCCGGCCGCGUGA